Messenger RNA from Sphaeramia orbicularis (orbiculate cardinalfish), 3248 nucleotides. RefSeq names its product fibroblast growth factor receptor 1-A-like. The record is from RefSeq and is a predicted model, not a curated record. NCBI's taxonomy places the organism in Eukaryota, Metazoa, Chordata, Actinopteri, Kurtiformes, Apogonidae. Bases 453 to 2603 code for a protein of 716 amino acids. Gene Ontology annotation, biological process: multicellular organism development; protein phosphorylation; positive regulation of cell differentiation. Gene Ontology annotation, molecular function: fibroblast growth factor receptor activity; ATP binding; fibroblast growth factor binding. Gene Ontology annotation, cellular component: signaling receptor complex; plasma membrane. The transcript has 17 exons.
UGAAUGAAUUGAUGGCCCUGGGGACUGGGGACUGAGAGUGGAGGGUCACUGGUGGAAACUCCCACUGGAGGCGUUUCUUCCUCGGAGUGUAUACUGAGACAAUACCGUCAAUGAACUGCACUUUUCCCACGUUUUCUGUCGAGCGGAGAAGGUUUGACUUGGAGUAACGCUGCCGGGAUUGUAUGUGAUUGUAAAGAUGUGUUUCGGCAGGUAAACCGUGUGUGAGUCAGCUGAACUGGGUCAUAAAUUCACAUCUGGAAAAACACACGGAUUAUUGGACGAGUCUGCCCGGUGAAGAAGUUGGAGCGAUCGGCUUUUAAUCCUGGACAACAACGUCCACAGUCGGUUAACCUUUGAUUCAUAAACUCCACGUCCCCGGAUUCAACUAAACUCAAUAAUACAGUUUCCUCCCAGUCUGGAAGUCGCCAUAAAACAUUGAUGUGUUAGACUCCAUGGACACAAUGUCUUCACCCCGCUGCUUUCUGCUGCUGCUGUCCUGGAACCUGGUGGUUCUGCUGGUUCUGGUUCCUCCGGCUCAGUCCAGACCAGCCGCAGAGGACACAGACACUGCAGACACACUUAAAUCCUCUGAAGAUGAAGAAGAUGAUGAGUCAUCCUCAGAGGAAAAUAAACUGUCCAAUGAAUUAUCAACAAGCAAUGAAAAGCUUCAACCUUUGGCACCCCAGUGGGUAAUGCCAGAGAAGAUGGAGAAACAGCUCCACGCUGUUCCUGCCAGUAAGACUGUAAAGUUUCGAUGCCAGGCGACGGGGAACCCCACUCCCUCGCUUCACUGGUACAAGAACGGAAAAGAGUUCAAGAAAGACCAAAGGAUUGGAGGGUUUAAGAUCAGAGACCACAUGUGGACUCUAAUAAUGGAGUCGGUAGUUCCAUCUGAUAAAGGUAACUACACCUGUGUGGUGGAGAAUGAAUACGGGCGGCUCACACACACCUACCUGCUGGAUGUAGUAGAGCGUUCUCCUCACAGACCCAUCCUACAGGCAGGUCUUCCAGCAAACCAAACUGCAGUUAUUGGAAGCAAUGUGGAGUUUGUGUGUCGAGUGUUCAGUGACCCACAGCCUCACAUCCAGUGGCUCAAACAUAUCACUGUCAACGGCAGCAGAGAGGGACCAGAUGGACACCCAUAUGUCCUUGUUCUCAAGACUGCAGGUCUGAACACAACAGAUAAGGAAAUGGAAGUUUUGACUCUGAAGAAUGUGACUCUGGAAGAUACUGGAGAGUACACUUGCCUUGCGGGAAACUCCAUUGGAGUCUCUCAUCACUCUGCGUGGCUCACUGUAGUUGACGACAUGCCCCCCUCCCCGGUGCCCUCUCAGACAUAUUUGGAGAUCUUCAUCUACUGCCUUGGCUUUUUCAUUAUCGUCAUCCUCACUGCCACGGCGAUUAUAUGCAGACUCUGCUGCGCUCCCAAGAAGAGUGACUUUAACAGUCAAUUAGCGGUCCAGAAAUUAGCCAAGAGCAUUCCUCUGAGGAGACAGGUGUCAGUUGAGUCGUCGUCCUCUCUUCAGUCUGGGAAGUGUUUGAUGCGUCAGUCCCGUCUCUCCAGUGCAGCCACCAGUAUCCUGCCAGGAGUGUCAGAGUAUGAACUUCCUUAUGAUCCUCUCUGGGAACUGCCUCGUGACAGGCUCACAUUAGGGAAGCCUCUGGGUGAGGGCUGUUUUGGUCAGGUGGUGCUGGCUGAAGCUGUUGGGAUUGAUAAAAAUAAGCCCACUCGCCUUGCCAAAGUGGCUGUAAAGAUGCUCAAAGCUGAUGCCACAGAGAAGGAUCUGUCUGACCUGAUCUCCGAAAUGGAGAUGAUGAAGAUGAUCGGAAAACACAAGAACAUCAUCAACUUGUUGGGGGCCUGCACUCAGGACGGUCCUCUGUAUGUGGUGGUAGAAUACGCCUCACAGGGUAAUCUGAGGGAAUACCUCCGAGCUCGACGGCCAGCAGGACUGGAGUACUGGAGUGGCUCAAGGCAGGCUUCCUUGGGGACUUUGGAGAUCAGAGAGCUGGUGUCUGCCGCCUAUCAGGUGGCCAGAGGAAUGGCGUACCUCGCUUCAAAAAAGUGUAUUCACAGAGACCUGGCAGCCAGGAAUGUGCUGGUCACUGAAGACAAUGUGAUGAAGAUAGCUGACUUUGGUCUGGCCCGAGAUAUCCACCACAUCGACUACUACAAGAAGACAACCAAUGGUCGUUUACCAGUGAAGUGGAUGGCUCCAGAAGCGUUAUUUGAUCGUAUCUAUACACACCAAAGUGAUGUGUGGUCGUUUGGUGUCCUCCUUUGGGAAAUUUUCACCCUCGGGGGGUCUCCUUAUCCUGGAGUCCCUGUAGAAGAGCUCUUUAAGCUGCUGAAGGAGGGACACCGCAUGGAAAAACCUUCUGCAUGUACUCAGGAGCUGUAUCUGAUGAUGAGGGACUGCUGGCACGCCAUCCCAUCUCGCAGGCCAACUUUCCAACAGCUGGUGGAAGAUUUAGACCGCACGCUUUCACUCAUGGCAAAUCAGGAGUACUUGGACCUGGCCAUCCCUCUGGUCCAGUAUUCUCCGGUCAGAUCCGACACGUACAGCCCCUCAGCUUCGGCCCAUUCCUCUAACUCCACAUAGGCGUCCUGGGACUCUCCCUUCCUGGAUCACCUUUAUCCCAUUUCCUCUGCUGCGUGGUGCAGCAGCAGUCCCACACGAGGCCAGGCAAAGGAGCACAGAUAACGGGAGGAACUGGCUGCUCCUCUGUCGUAUGUUACAGCAGUCUUUAAGCUCUGGCAGGAGUGAUGUGAAGAACAGCUGUCCUGGACUGUGGCUCCCCGGCAAGGCCUCAGGAAGCAGCUCACACACCAUCUCAUCUCAUUCAUAACGGGUGUAAAGAAGGAGUUCACCCACUGAAUAAGGACUGGGGGUGAGAGUACGGUGUUUGUCUCCUGCAGUGCCCACAGCAUAUGUGCUUAGGUAUUAAUAAUGUCUGUAAAUACUGUAAAUUAUAUUUUUUACUUAUAUAUGUGGAAGCCCUACGAGGGAAAAACUAAAUCAAUGAUUAACAUGUUCAUUAAGACAGAUAGACAUAGAUAGUGUUAAAAUAACAUCAUAAUGCACAACAAAAUGUAUUAAUAAAUGUAUAAUUGUUCUAAAUAUGAACUUGACGUUUAUAACUUGAUGCAUUUUAUUUGUAAAUUUUUCCCGUCAGCAGCCUUUGUAGCAUUCUUACUCAUUUGUACAUUUUAAUACAAUAAAUUAACAUAUUUAUGUCUUUCUCAA